Caenorhabditis sp. 36 PRJEB53466 is the source of this 4881-nucleotide messenger RNA. Lineage: Eukaryota; Metazoa; Nematoda; Chromadorea; Rhabditida; Rhabditidae. The record is from the annotation of a GenBank genome assembly.
AUGAACCCCAAGCACCCGAUGGAAAUAGUGGAGCUGGGUCGGUUCACGAAAUGAAUUAAACUUUCAUGAGUUCACUUGUUUUCAGCGGACAAGAAUCGCCACUUCGGAGUGGUCGGGAUUGACGUUGCCGGAACUUCAAGAGGAGCCGACGAGCAGUACGAACCGGAAGUAAUUGCCGCGUUUCAGGCGGUUUUUGAAAAAGGCAUCCAUCGCAUAUUCACGCUGGAGAAUCUGGAGGUGCCAAGGAAGUCGUUCGUGCUAUCAACAAGAUGCACGCGGAGCGCAUUGGAUAUGGCUACAGAAUUUUGCAAGACCCGCUCGCGUAUGAGAAGCAUUUUUUGACGUCAAAGAAAGUUUAUUUGGAAGCCUGUCCCACCUCCUUGAUAAUGACGGGAUCAGUCCCCUUCGAUCUCCGCAAUCAUCCACUCUUCAAAUGGCACAAGGACAAAUUGAACUUUUCGAUCUCCCGCGAUGAUCUAACGUUAUUCAACAAUACUUUGUCAGCUAAAUUGUACAGACUUACUAGAUUUGAUAAAAUGAUUUGUUUAGUUGAGAUGGUUUGUUUUUCGAAAAAUAGUUCGCUGUAUUAAAAACUUAAUCUAUUCAGCAGAUCAAUGCGCCGAGAGCAACAUUCAUUUCAGACAAAGAAAAAGAAGAUCUGAUAGACAUCAUCCAAUGGGCCGCAAGGGAUUACGAAUAUGACCAGUAUCCCUGGGGAUGAUUUUCGUCAAUGAACAUCAUUCAAAUCAAUUACUAUCUUCGUAAUGUGUGAAAUAAGCGUGCCCUUGGCACAAAGAAAUAUGCCACCAGUUUUGUGAUUUUAGCAAUUUUUAAAAUUAUUUUUGCUCAAAACACAAAGCUUUCAUUCAGACAGUCUACGUUAUUUUCUAACAUGAUUGUCAUUGACAUAACUCACGUAAAUUAGGCUACAUAUCUGUCAAGCAUCAAAAAGGUUGGCAACUGCCUUUACUCUUUCUGUUACAAUUCAAACCAUCUCCUGCUCUUUUCAUUCUUCCUCCACAUACUUUUGAAACCGGAGAAAUUGUUCGGCAGCUGUUGUUCCUCUCCUCAUCCAUUCUUUCCGUUCUCUUUCUGUUUCUGUCGUUUAUUGUUAAGAUUAAUUGUCAGUGUCCUCACUUCGUAAUUUUCACAACGCCUCUCAUCCCACGCAUCUCUCUCUCUCAGUUUGCUAACUUUCUUCAGGUUUUUGGAGCCGUUUAGUCACUUUUCAAUGAGGAUGAUUCGAAAUCUCGUAACGAUGUUUUGCCUGGCAUUCGUUUCCGUUGCGAGGGAAAAAUGCAAGUAUGAUGGCAAAGAGUUGGACCAUGAUCAGAUCAUUGUAAGAGAUGUAUGUUUUCUUAUGCCAAAUUCAAGGAAAACAGAAGUUAGAUGUAUGAUACUCGAAAAAUUUGAAUGCACCAUUAAUAUGAUAAAUGCACCGGCAGGUCGUUCAAAACUCAUUUCGUAUCAAGUGUCUGUCUGAUCACGGAUCCUGGAAGACUGAGAUUAUUGGUUGCGUGGCUGUGGACGGUACAGAAGUUGAUGUUGAAGAGAAGAAGGAAGUCGGAGAAAAUGUUUAUGAAUGUGUAAGAAAAGAGGGAGGUUAUGUAUAUCUUAGAGAAUCAAAAGGACGGCUGGCCUCUUGUCCGGGAGGACAUAAACAUGGUGAGCCAACGAGAGUUUGAAGAACAAAUUAUUGUGCUUUUUUUCAGGUGAUGUAUGGCAAGAGAAAGCGUUCAAAUUCAUUUGCGCCGACGGAGGUGUUGUUAAAUUCGUUGCCUGUGUCGGAAGUGAAGGGACAGUAAUAAAUGCCGGACAGACUGGGAAGAUUGGGAAAUUUGAGUACAAGUGCGUGCAACACUGGAACGGAACAAUUACAAUGCAAACUACCAACAACCCAAAAAGCUAUGAAUGCGAGGCAACGGACGGUUCAUUAAAGCGAAAUGGAGAGGAGUACGUGGAUGGAAACUUUGUGCGAAAGUGCAUGGAUUACGGCCAAAACGAAAUCAUCGGUUGUUUCGUAAGAGUUUCAGAGUGCAAAAUCUUAAGUAACGGGUUUUUUUAGAAGAAAAACGUCAAAGACACGAUACCAAUUGACAGCAACAUCACGGUCGGAGAAAUGAUGUACAGCUGCGUGCAAAACGGUUCUGAAUAUAGCUUAGCGACGUUCAAUUUAAAGGCAAACUAGCAAAAUAAUUAGUUUUGAUGAUGGCAACUGGAAAUUUUUCAGAAACCAGCUCCUUACGCAAUGUGCGUUUACGAUGGGAAGCAAUACUACAAUGGAACCUUUUUUGUAAGUUGUCUCCUAAUUUGGUGCAAGUUCACAAAUUCUUCAAACAAGUUAAAAAUUUCAAACAUAUUUAAUCUGGUAAAGUUAAAUAAGUUUAACGGACGUCGAAUUUGCGGUCCGUUCGGAUAACGUCAUUUAUCUGUUAAUUUCGGGACUAUCACCUUUCUCCACUUAUUUUUAAUUCAAAAUGGUCCUUACAGGUGGCCCAAGGAACUUUCCGAAUUCAAUGUAUUACUUUCAAGAACUUGACCUCCACUCUCAAAGUCAUCGGAUGUAUGACUCCCGAUGGGAAAGAUGUGAGAUCUUUUUGAAAGUUUUUGUGUUUUUCUUUCUUUUCAAUAUUUACUCAAUGUCUCCCCUUAGAUUCAACCAAAGUGGAAAAUGAAUGAAGAAGACAAACAAUUCGAGUGCGCUGAAAAUUUCACAUUGAUAACGACAUUGGGAAGAAUGGGAAAAUGUCGUGGAAAGUACAAUGUCGGCGAAGAGUGGGUGGAAAAUCAUAUGAAGGUGCAGUGCAAAAUGUACGGAACAAUCAUGGUGAAAAGUUGCAUCACGCGAAAUGGAAUCGAGAUUCCAGUAGGAAAAACGAAAAGAGGGCAUGCCGGUUACGCGAUCGAAUGUGUCAUUGUUGAUGGAAACGUGAUUUUGAGGCCUGCGAAAUAUUCCAAAUGCGAGACCGAAAAGGGGGAGAAAAAAGAAAUAGGUAAGCCCCCUUGAGGUAAUUUUUAUUGAUCAUUUUCAAAAUUACUUUUUUAAUAUAUGCAUCCUGCUGAACUCACUUGAUUUUCAGGCGAAACAUGGAAUGAGCGCAAUUUUGUUCGUCGUUGCGACUUCUUCGGAGUCUCCUUCAUCACUGGCUGUUACGUCGAUAAAUUAGGAAAUAUAGGAUUGAAUCAGAACAUUACUUCGGGAGGAAUCAUAUACAUGUGCAUAUAUGAGGACCGUCUUUUCAAAUUCCGCACAGCAAUGUUGCACCCAGGAAAACAAUUAUUUAAUUGAUUUUCUUAUAAUGAAAUUUGCCUUAGUUACUGUGUCUCUGAAAUGAUGCAUUUGACAACAUUUUAGAUGCAAGUUUGGUAACUGCUGUCGUGAGAGCUGCGCCCAUUGGGUAGCUACUGUCGAGAGAGCAGCGCCCAUUCCCUUGCUGCUGUCGUGAGAACAGCGUCCAUUCCGUAGCUGCUGCCAUGAUAGCAGCUCCCAUUUGGUAGCUGCUGUCGUGAGAGCAGCGCCCAUUGGGUAGCUACUGUCGAGAGAGCAGCGCCCAUUCCGUAGCUGCUGUCGUGAGAGCAGCGUCUAUUCCGUAGCUGCUGUCAUGAUAGCAGCUCUCAUUUGGUAGCUGUCGUCGUGAGAACAGCGCCCAUUGGGUAGCUACUGUCGUGAGAGCAGCGCCCAUUCCGUAGCUGCUGUCAUGAGAGCAGCUCCCAUUUAGUAGCUGUUGUCGUGAGAGCAGUGCCCAUUGGGUAGCUACUGUCAAGAGAGCAGCGCCUAUUCCGCAGCUGCUGUCGUGAGAGCAGCGUCCAUUUGGAAGGUGCUGUCGUCGAGCUUGACCUUUGCUGACAGUACAGAAGUUAUCAUGAUCGGCGGACAUUUCAUUACGGCACAUAUUGAUGAAGAGCAUUGUCGUGGACUGGAACAUCCUUUGAAGAAAUAAUGUUCAGUAUGCAGUGUAUCUGAAAGUUCUCCAGUUUUUUCUGACAUCGCCGGUUCAUCUGAUGUUAAUGUUUGGAUGUGCUUGGCCAGAAGUCACGAGAAAUUUCUAAUUAUCGCGGAUAGCCAGCUAACAACUAUAGCUUUGAACAAUUGGUUGCUAGGCACGCUUCAUUACUAUUUUCAUCUCCUCCUCACCGCCCGUUUUGUCUUCAUUACGCCAACAUUUUUCCAACUCUCACCCUAAAUGCUUAUCUUUCCCGUAAUUUCAAUACUAUCACCACUCGAAAUUCUUGUGGCACCUGCGCUAAGUGAUUCGGAAAUUAUGGACAAGUUCUCGAAAAGUCUUCACACGGAAAGAAUUCAAAAACUCCGAGAUGAUUGCUCUUUUGCCCGGAAAGCUUUAUGGGCCAUAAUGCUAACCGACAUUCUCUACAUCUUCAUUUGGAUUAUUUUCUUCUGCUUCCAUCUCCCGGAGAAUCUUUAUGAUCAUCUUUACUCCCUGCUCGUUGUCCAAUGGGUUCUUUUCUUCCGCGUGGCCUUGACGACGUUGACGAGUAUGACCUGUGGAAUUCUUAUGGAAUUCAAAAGAUUCCAAGUUAAAUGGGCGGCAAGCAAUCUCUGGACCUGUACUCUUCUUCGCCCAAUUCUCAGCUUCAUUGAGCUGGUCACCCUUGGAUACUUUUUUCUCCUUGAGGAGCCUAAGAAUACAAUCACGAUAAUCGGGCUUCUGGCGAUUUGGAGCGCUGAACAGUUUUUAGGCGAGUUGCACCACCUUUGCUUUCGAUCCUAAAAAAUAUUUUUCAGGAACAUUGUACACUUUGGCCAUCAUUGUGGCUCCAAUCGAAGAAUUUUUGGAGUCAGGUAGCAUGGAUGACGAAGAGGAUGAGGAGGAGGAACAGCAGCAGCAGGAACAGGGGCAGGAACAGGAAACAUCUCUAUGA